Messenger RNA from Annulohypoxylon maeteangense, 1922 nucleotides. RefSeq lists its product as uncharacterized. Gene Ontology annotation, molecular function: transmembrane transporter activity. The coding region runs from base 108 to 1715 and encodes 535 amino acids. The record is from RefSeq and is a predicted model, not a curated record. The transcript is spliced from 7 exons. Gene Ontology annotation, cellular component: membrane. Gene Ontology annotation, biological process: transmembrane transport. Lineage: Eukaryota; Fungi; Ascomycota; Sordariomycetes; Xylariales; Hypoxylaceae.
CAUCUUUCAAUGUUUUUUUCUAGAAAAGAAAAGGUUCCCACGUUUUCAACUAGAAUCGUUGAAUCCGUCAAUCCCUAGGUACCUACUAGGUAGGUAGUUAUACCGUCAUGGCAGCCGAUGAGACAAGUCCGUUACUCCAAAAUGGAACUACUACUCCCAAGACAACUAAGGUCACAAAGACCGUCAGCGCCUCCAUAUUCGGUCCCGCCAACCGUAUCCUUCUCGCCGGCUUCUUGAUGGCCUUCACUCUUGGCAUCACCCAAGUCCCGAUUAUUUAUGUCUUCCGUCUUAUGGAAUGCGAUAUUUUUUAUCGCCGUAGCCCUCCAUUCGAGGGUCCGGGGGAUCGUUGUCACAAUCGUCAGAUCACCGCAGGAACAGCUCAGCAGGUUUCUAUUCUAGGCAUGUCAACUUCCUUCAGCGGAGUUUUCAACCUCUUCAUAUGUGGUUAUUUUAUAAAGAUAUGGGGGCCACGUUGGGCCUUCGUUUCGCAAACUGCAUUAUUAGGCUUGAGAGUAUCAACACAAGUUCUUGGUGUGACAAUUGGUGGUCGGUCCGGUGAAAUCAUCUUUCAGGCCUGCCAAGCUAUUGGCAUAAUAGGGGGUCCACGCGGCUAUCAGUUAGUUCUGAAUACUGCCGUCAGUGAACUGGUCGCGCCUAAGGAUCGUACGGCAGUCUUUGGACGUUUACAGGGAUCAAUCAUGUUGGGAACUGCAUUUGGAUUCCUCCUUGGUGGUGUUCUUGGCGAUGUCUACAACAUCAGACGUCCUUUUGAGACGGCAUUCUUCCUAUAUGUCGGUUGCACGCUAUAUGGCGCUCUUUUCUUGCCGAACGGUAAAGUCCAUAAUCAAAAACAAAAUGGUCGGGGUAUCAGCGCUUUCUUUGCCCCUAUGAAAAUCAUUGUUCCUCACAAAUACCGCCUAGAGUCUGGCAAGAUCAUUCAAAAUUACAGCUUGAUCUUCCUUGCGCUAGGGAUAUUCCUCGGUGUGUUCGCUUCGGGAUACGCCCCCAUUCUCUUACAGAUGUACGGAACAUCCGAAUUUAAUUUCGGCACUACGGAGAACGGUUAUCUUAUGUUCGGGAACUCGGCCAUUCGUGGUAUCUUUUUACUACUCAUGUUUCCCAAAAUUAUAUCCUCCGGUAGAAUCUGGUUUAAUGGCACGCCGGCGCAUACGGAACGCAGGGGGUCAGAACCAGAGUUCCACAUCCCUGUUAACCCAGAAGACUUUGAGGCCGUUGAGGGCGGAGAAGUUCCACAAGAACCGGUUCAAGUACCUGAUCCAGAUGACGAAGAUUCUGGAACUGGGUUUGAUCUUUUCUUCGUCAGAUGGAGUCUUGUGGUUGACUCUUUGGUUACGUUCUUUGCUGGAUUCUCUACGGAUGGAUGGCAGGUAUAUUUAGCCGGCUUCCUAUUGCCAUUUGCAUCCGGGUCGGCGCCAGCUGCGAAAGGAGUCAUGACCGAAAUGUGUCCACCGGACAAACGACAGGAUGCAAUUAGUGCUAUUACUCUUGUAGAGAGUACUGCUAGUUUGUUAACCCAGGGACUCUUCGGCAUGAUCUUUGCCGCCUUCACAGAAGCCGGCACGCCAAGCCUAACAUUUUUCUGCAACGCGGGAUUUGCUGUGUUUGGCUUCAUUGUUUUGUUCUUGGCAUAUCUACCACCACCCAACAGCAAGAGGGUUGAUGACGAUGAUUCGGAAACCGAAGUUGAGACCUAAAAUGAUCGUCUAGGUAGGUACGUAAAGAGCCUAUCAAAAUCCAUAAAAAGCACUUAGAAGCUAGGUGGCGUAAAAUAAACGGGAAAACAUGCAUAUCGGCGCAGAGAAAAAUUGUUAUCAGCCAUACCAUCAUAAUUCAUGAUUCCAUCUAAAAAGACAUAGAUAGGUACAGUUUGAUAGGGUAACUAAUAGACGAAAAUUGCAGAC